AUGGCGUCCAGCGGCGGCGGCGUUAUUCGCGGCGGCACGCCGCAGCGUGCCUUAGCCCAGAGUCAUCAUAAUCAACUUUCGCUCCUCCUCGCGUUCAUUAUUGUCUUCUCUUCGUCCAACCAUCUCUCCGCAAAAGGCGGCGCAUUUAGCUGCGGCGCUGACGCGGCUGCCCUGCCAGAGCUCUCCUCCUACUCCAGCAUGGCGCUGCUCGAUCCGCGCUUCGAGCUCUAUUGGAGCACCAACACGAGCGACGCGACCAUCCACAUGGCGGCGAGGGCGCAGACGGCGGGAUGGCUCGCAAUAGGCCUUUCCGAAUCCGGAGGAAUGUUCGGCUCUGGUUCGUUCCACUCCCGUUUUUCGCGCUCAUUCCCCGUGCUCGUUCCCCACGCGCGUUCCCCCCGUUCGUUCGCAUUUUUCCGCGUUCUAUCCGCUCGUCCGCAUUUUUCCGCGUUCUAUCCGCUCGUCCGCAUUUUUUCGCAUUCUAUCCGCUCGUCCGCAUUUUUCCGCAUUCUCUCCGCUCAUGUAAUGGUGGCGUGGGUGGCGGAGCGCGAGGGGCGCGUGUAUGCGACGGACCGUUUCGUCUUCAACAAGACGGGGGAAGGCGUUGCAUUGGACGAGCAGCAGGACUGGCGCGUGCUGGGCGGCAGCCAGACUACCGACCAAUCCACGGGCGACACGUGGACAACUGUGCACGUGUGGCGCCAGCUGGACACCGGAGACUGCAACGACCGCCCCAUCACAGCUGGCGCGCUGUCAUUCGUUAUCUGGGCCAUGGGCACAACCGACGAGCUCGCCUAUCACAGCGCGACACGUGGCGCCACCUCACUCGUCCUGCUGCCCGCGCCUGGCCCCUCCAUCCUCGACCCAACCACCCCUCCCACCACCACCGCCCAAUCCGCUGCUGCCAGCUGGCCCGCCAUCACGUCAGCAGGCAAGCUCGCCGCGUAUGCCCAGGGGCAGGCGAACGGGCAGGCGAACGGGCAGGCGAAGGGGCAGGGCGUGGUGAUGAGCGAUAAUGGGCGGUUCAACCUGACAAUGGUGAACCACCGUGUAUCUAAAAACUACACCACCUACAUGUGCAAGACAUUCGACCUGCCACUCACCGCCAAGCGUCACAUCACGCGGUUCGGAGUGCACAUGAACUCGUCGCUCCCCUCCGUGCUGCACCACGCGCUGCUCUUCGGCUGCCCCCAGGAGGACUAUAAAGACGUGCCGGCCACACAGGGGACGUAUGAGUGCAUGCACGAGUCAGCGCCCUGCCAGGGCCACACAGUGGGGGUGUGGGGGUUGGGGGCGCGUCCGUACUCCUUCCCCCGCGACGUUGGCUUUCCCAUCGGCCCGGGAUACUACACCAAGUUCGUGCUGCAGAUUCACUACACCAACCCUGACGGCCGCACUGACAUCGUGGACAACAGCGGCAUGUUCCUGGAAACUUCUACCCCGGGCAAGCACGAUGCGGGGAUCAUGAUGGCCGGGCCUGUCUACUAUGGGUUGCUGCUGCAGAUCCCACCUGGCCAGCCCUCAUGGACACAGGAGAACAUCUGCCCAGGUCGGUGCACCAAGUCGGUGUUCAAGAACGAGUCGGUGAACAUCGUUGCUGCUGCUCUGCACCAACACGCUCUGGGCCGCCAGAUGUAUACUGAUGUGUAUCGGGAUGGGGCAAAGGUCACCACCGUCGCUCGCCUCGACUACUAUGACUUCGCAUCACAGCAGAUGAUCAACGUGCAGCCGCCCUUUGAGCUACAGCCGGGGGAUGAGCUGCGCACCAAGUGUGUGUGGGACUCCACCUCCCGCUCCAAUGUGACAAUGGGGGGCGAGGCCAGCAACGAGGAGAUGUGCAUCAGCUUCCUUGUCUACUACCCAGCAUAUACAGACAAGCGAGAGAUGCGUUCAUGUGUCGCCAUGUGUGCCGACAUAUCCGAGGGAAAGCUCAACCUCGACCCUGCCAGCCCCAACCUCAUGAGUUUUGCCGUCUGUGGCCCGGGCACCGACAGGGAGAGGGUGAAGCUGGGGUUCUCCAAGUGCAACAUCAGCUAUGGGGAGAGCCAGCCGCUCUCUGUGCUGCACGGCUGCCCGAGCUCCACCGCGCUUUCACUCGCCGACAUUCCCUCAGAGAGCAUCUCAGUACCCAUCAACACCACCCCAGACCCACUUGCACCACCCACCAAUUGCACCACCAACACCACCACCACCACCGGCACUACCACCGCCACUGCCACCGCCGCCACCGCCGCCACCACCACCGGCACUGAUACCGGUGCUGGCUCUGGGAGCAGCAAUGCUGGGGGUGGUAAAGGAGCAGCAGGAGCAGCAGCACUGCACGGGUCCCGUGCUGCUCUGCUGGUAACCGUUGCGGUUGUUGGGAUUGCAAUCCUACUCUAG
Messenger RNA from Closterium sp. Naga37s-1, 2382 nucleotides. NCBI's taxonomy places the organism in Eukaryota, Viridiplantae, Streptophyta, Zygnematophyceae, Desmidiales, Closteriaceae. The record is from the annotation of a GenBank genome assembly.